Musa acuminata AAA Group (dessert banana) is the source of this 1226-nucleotide messenger RNA. RefSeq lists its product as uncharacterized. NCBI's taxonomy places the organism in Eukaryota, Viridiplantae, Streptophyta, Magnoliopsida, Zingiberales, Musaceae. The coding region runs from base 85 to 696 and encodes 203 amino acids. The transcript is spliced from 2 exons. The record is from RefSeq and is a predicted model, not a curated record.
GUGAAAUCUUUGGAUGACUUCUUAUACCAACCGAUCCUGUGUUCCUCGCAUUUGCCUCCUCUUCUCCAUUACGCUCCUACAAACAUGAAUGACUUCAGGGAGAGCAAGCAGUACUGCUAUUUCCACCCCAAGCAGUUGGUCGUGGGGAUAUGUGCUCAGUGCUUGAGAGACAGGCUCCUGCUCUUGGAAUCCAAACAAGCUCAUCUUCCUCGAACCAAGGACGGCAUUAGGUCAUUCAGAGUCUUGAAGAGGAAAUCCAUCAUCGCCCUUCCUAAAAUCUUCGCUCUGGGCUCUUUCGUACAUCUCCUCGAGCCCCAUCAUCGUGAGAACAAAGAUCACUCCGAAGACGAAGGCUCCAUUGACAGCCUUGAAGACUCAUUCAUAACGAUGAAGUUUGAGGAUGAUGGACAAGCUUCAUGGAAUACUGACGGCAAAAGCAAGAGCAUCGAGUCUUGUGCAAACAACACAAUGAGCGAUGACACCAAGGUGGUAAGAACAGCACUGGUGGAGCACUCAAACCCCGGUGGGGUGCUGAGAUGGCGAAAGAGAAUCGGGCAGCUUCUCCAGCUUGGACGUUGGAAGCGGUCCAACAAGGCAAGCACAUGCCAUGUCGGAUUUAGAGGGAAGGUGGAAGGAGUCAAGGGAAGGAGAAGUUGGAUAAGGAGCUUCACAAGGAGGACCACCAGCAGUGACUAGUGGAGAGUGGCAGGCUAUGCAUUAUGAACUUUAGCUUUCCUUCACCCAAUUUGAUGUCAACUUUGCUGCAAAGUAUUGGAUGAGUAAAUCAAACACAUGAGACUUGAGUUUUGACUGUAUACUGACUGUACAGCAUCAAGCUAUUAUUAAUCAUGGCAAAAAGGGGUUCUUUUUCGACAUGGAAAGAUCACUUGAUUUUGGUCAUCUUCAUCUGCAAGCAAAAGAAUGUCAAUGUGCUAUGGAUGUUUUCUGAAUCUGUAGGCUCAUCAAUGCACUUUGUGGAUUCUGAACUAAGAUGAAUAAAGCAUGAAAGGAAGCUGAAUUUUCUUAAGCUUGAUCCACAAUGCAUUAAAUCUAUGAAGAUUGAUGAUGGUUUUGUGUGGGUAGAAGACUGAUAAAUUAUUGGAGCAAAAAAAAGAAAAGAAAGUUGAUUCCAUAAUGCAUUUAUAUUCAUGGAGCUGUUGUUGGUAUUGAGAAGAUUGAUGAUUGUGUGGAUAGAAGACUGAUUAAAAAGCUAUUGAGGCCAAUUC